AUGGCCUUACCAAUGCCGUUGGCGGCACGGGCCGCUGUUUCAAGCAGUGCCAGUAGUUUGGUGGGAGAGAGGGCGUCGUCUGACUCCAAGAACUUACCGUUGGUUCUGCCCGUGGCUCUGCCGUUAUCACAAGUGUGCGAAAGAUCUUGGCAGCCGGGCCAGUUCUUGGCCAAACAAGCUGUGCUGGAAUGGAGGAGCACAAGACAACCAAGAAGAGUUCAAGCCAAUCAAGAUCAGAAGGAUGCUGAAGAUGAGGCUUGCUCUUCAGCACAUAAGGAAUGGUCGGUUAAGAUGACAGUCCCCUUCUCAGAGCCACCAAUGGAUCAUCACCUGACCGCCAAUGCUACGAGAACCAGCUCUGUUGUGAUGCAGAGGACCAACCAUACCACUACCAUGGCUCAUGCUCAUCAUCAGGACGUUGUACCGUUGGUCAUGCGGUCACAAGCUGUGACUAACACCACGGAAGCUUCCCUGGCCACCACACUCCAUGACCUGUGGCUGCAACCAGAAGGGGGAUUGUUGCUGUGCGUCUUGUUGGGAGUCAUCUUCCUCUUGGGAUUGGCGGGAAUGGCCGGUUUGCUGAGACGACGACGCGUCUCUCGAGCCUGUCGAGAAUUGGAAGAGUUUCGAGCAUUCAAGCGGGAGCUCAUGAUGACCAACAACGCUAACAGCCAUAUGGCAUCGUCGUCAACGACAUCCAGUGUCUCGUCCUGCUCGUCACAUCAUCAUCAUCAUCAUUUGUAUAACAGUCGGUCCGAUGUCGUCACACGAAGGGCCGCACGAAACGCCGUAAGACCAACACAAGCGUGGACGGGAAGCAUCACGUAUACAUCCAGCAGGAGCCAAAGUGAAGACACGACCGUGUCGACAGUGGCACGGUCGUUGGGACUGUCGCCCACCAAUAAUAGCGACCGUCAACCCAGAGUAUUGCAGCGCUUUUCCUUGACCAGUUUUGAUCACCGAAUGAUGCAAGGAGCUUCCGAUGAAGAGUAUGAAGAAGAACAAGAAGAACCCAGACCUCUGUUUGACCUUACCAAGCCCUCUGUCGCUGCAGCAUCGUCCUCGUCGUCGACAUCGUCGUCCACAGAGUCACCAGGAGGAGUGGCGGUGAAAACGACUUCACUGGUCAGUCCGCCGGUGGUUGGGUCGCUCUUUGCCGGGAUUGCCGCCUCCACGGAUACAAAUAAUAAUGGUGUGUUCCGAACCGUCAAGGAUGGGUCGGUUCAAAAGCUCAUUGUGGAUUUGCCCCCCGUCAUUGGAGAAGAAGCCACGAGGGAUUCGCUAUCCAUGUCAUCGGACCAUGACGAUGAUGACGAGGCAUGGUUUGCGGAUGCCAUGGAUGACGAAUCGUUUCACUCCGUGUUCAUGCCACCGGGAUCCACAGCGGAUGCCGUGCUUCUUUCCGUGCAAUCGGAUCUGUCAGAUUAUGAAGGUGAUGGUGACAUGUUUGACGAAUACGAAGAUUGCAGCUACGAGCAGGACGACGAUGAAGAUGGUUCUUCUUCUACAUCGAGUAGUGGCGAGUCUGACUCGGACUCUGACGAACAGAGUAGAGAGUCUUCCACGUUGCAAGUCUUCUGGGCACGACCCAGUAACUUUUCGCUCCCACCACCAUACCAAGAAGUUGUGGCCGUCAAGAGUCUUGGAGAACUUGCGAUCGUCAAGAGCCCGCCGUCAUCACCAUUGGGAUCUGCGCGAAAGAUGGUCGAUGGCGUCCUGUUGUCUCCGGAUCAACAAGUGGCAGUCGUGAAUCGAUCCUUUUCGCCACGCCAAGACGGUACUCCCAACAUUGUGCAGUUUGCAGUAGAUGUUACCCCGCCUUUGUCACUACCAAGGAAGAAUUCACGCGGAUCUCUCUGUUCCAUGGCAUCCUUGGCAUCAGUGGUUACCAACUGCGAAGUGGAGGUAGACGGCGAAGGUAUGGUUGUUGCGACAUCACCACGCAAACUCGCCAGACGGUCCAGUCAGAGGUUGUCCAUGUCGUCGUCGCAUAACGAUCUCAGCGCAUCUUUUCAUCAGACUGUCGAGACACUGCUUCAGUCACUCAUGCUCUCUGAUUCGGAAGAUGAUGAUACAGAAGCCGGUGACAACGACAGUGAUGAUGAGAGUCUUGACGGAGUUGGUCAUUUUGGAUACGAUAUGGCAAUGGGUGGCAGUGGCCACGGCUUGGGGCUGGGUGAUGAAGAUGAUCAGCAGAUUGUGUUGGGAGAACGACGAAAUCAUGAAGAGCAUCAAGUACCAACCCAGCCGGUUUCCGAUUGGAGGUCUGCAAUUGUACCCGCGGACAAACUGGAACCACCAAGGCGACGACAACAGAAACGAGGUAGUAGUCGACGCCGUUUGUCCAUUGAGGAGUCUAGCGCCACCCAUGGAUUGGUGCCGGCAUCGCCCAUGCAUCAAGAUCGACGGUUGUCUUCCUCCGAGUCUUCGUUGGUGGCCACAAUGAUCUCUCAAGCGCUCUCUCCCGCUUUCAAAACGCCUGAUCAACGGUCCAAGCGUCGAGUCUCCCGUCAUGAACAACCAAAGUCCUCAUCGGAACGUCGGUUGUCGCUGCCUACUGAUACUGCCUUGGUGUCUAAGCAGCGACGAGUUUCCUUCCACCCAGAUGAGCAGCAUCACUUUGAGGAAGAUGCAAUGGUCGUCAGGCGAUUAUUUGUUGAAGGAGACCAGGAAGGCGAAGGAGAUGUUGAUUCGCCGCCUGGAACUCCGCCCGAAGCUUACAUGAAUGAGUCAAGCACACCAGACAAGAAGUCUAAGCUCAACAAAAGGACGUCUCCAACGAGUGUUCGAGCGUUGCUGCUGGAGGAUGGUGUCAGUCAAGUCGAAUGUUCUGACGCGCCCGUACAAAAUGUGUUUGUGGGCGAGAUGAACGGAGUACCAGAGGGACGAAUGGACAGCUUGGAGGACUCUCUCCAUGGCGAUUCAUUGAGGAGCCAGUCGCUUAGAAGACGAUCAUCAAGGUUUUCAGCAAGGUUCUCCGCUUUGUUCUCGGCGUCGAUGUCCACUCUCAAAACGGACACUGAUAUGAAUGGUUACUCUCAGUCUUUGCUGGAUCUGAACGAGGACGAAGAGUUCGUUCAUGAUGCGGUUGGCAACGAAAAAGAGUCCGGAAGACCGGUGAUUGCCAAUAUCGACAUGGUGGAGCGACACUGCACAAGCGAUAGUCACAGACGAAAGCUGAAGAAUGCACGCCUUGUGGUUAGAGUCGUACUUGGUGCCCAUCGCAAGGACUACAAGACGUCUAAGGCUUGUUUUCAAGCUAUUGAUACUGUCACGGCUUUUCGCAAGGAAAUAUACCAAGCGGUGCUUGAAAUGUCCAAAGGUGGGCAAGUUUUGGCUGACCUGAGGUCAUGUUGGCAACAGCUCUGGCGACAAGGGGAUAGUGGUGCCGCGGUCUUUCCGGCCUUGCCAAAAGACCCAAGGACUGUGGAUAACUAUGAGUACUCCAUGCUAUUGCUCCGAAAGAUCUACACGAUGCUGUAUCCAGAAGCAACUCCCGCGAGCAAACCCAACACAUACCCCUCGCACAGCGGGGAGCUCAUGAGCUCGCAUGGGCCAGAGGAGAACAUGACUCUGUUCCUGGGUUCGAUCGGGGGACUGCCCGUCUCGUUGUCACUAAGUUCUUUCGACACAGACAGGACCAAGAGAACCAGAUUGACGCCCUACAAGAGCGACGAACGAUAUCCCUUAUCGCUGCAAGAUGCCAUGCGGGUUGUGCGUGCUGUUUUGGGUCCCUCUCACAAGCGAGUCUCUGGCCAGGACUGCUUACGGGCAAUCCAAAUGUAUGGUCUCUUGAAGAUCCAGUUUAAGCGCCUGUCGCAACAACUAGAGGAGCAGAGAGCAUUUGUUGCUGAGCUGAACUCAGAGCUCGAGCAAGUGGUGCAAGAUUUGCACAAAGUGACGUCCCGAGGAGACAACGACAAUCACUCUUGUGCGAUGAGGAUAACUAAACGGAAGAAUUUGCAUAGAGAUGGGGAAACCGGUCAUAUGAAGAAUGCUGAAAUGGGGAAAACGGUCACUUGUGACUACCCCAGUGAUGUCACACCCGAUGUUACACCGACAGAGCACCUCGUGCCAGGCCGUUUGUCAAAUUGGACGCUCGACCGCAUCGUUUACUAUCCCUUUGAAGAGGCUGAGUAG
Molecule: messenger RNA, 4140 nt
Organism: Seminavis robusta
Lineage: Eukaryota; Bacillariophyta; Bacillariophyceae; Naviculales; Naviculaceae
Source: the annotation of a GenBank genome assembly